CCAAUGGCAGGAGUGUCCCUUUCAUCGUCUUAUAGAACAAAGACAUACGUGGGGUGUUAAUUCGUGUGAUUCUUUACUCUUUGCGCAUUUUACGACAUCAUCCAAGCGGAAAUAAGAGCAAAAAGGCUGGAUUCAUCUAACGGAUUUUUGUCGCGGCUGUUCCUGAAGAGAGAUCGGGACAGCUGCGAUGCCGACAGGGGCCCGGGAUACUCAAGGAAACAAACCUCAAUAGGAUGCACCCAUGCGCGCCUGCUUCCACGGCGCGGUGGCACCAGAAGGAUGUCUUGUGGAGCCACUCAGGAUGCGGGAAAUAGGAAACUGGACAGUCACUUCCUUUUCACUCUCCUAGUCACUUUCCUGUACCAGGUGCACCCAGGUGAAGGGUCGUUCCUGCGCGGAUCGAAGGCGGUUUUUGCACGUGGUUGUGUCGACCACUGGAUCCUAGCGGAUCCACAGCGUAUGCCUCAGUUGAUGCAGAUGACACUGUGUGUGGAUGUGCGGCCACUGCACGCAGAGGGGGAGUGGACAGCCUUCACCUACAGCACACUGCCCGCACCCCACUACAGCUUGGCCCUGCAGGGUGACACCCACGGCCUGUACGUCUGGCUGCUGGGUGUCCAACACCAUUUCCCCACCCACUUGGCGCCUCUUCGCUGGCAUCAUGUCUGCCUGCAGCACGAUACGUACCGCCGAACCAUGACCCUGGAGGUGGACGGGGAGGUGUUUGAGCGCACAGUCAUCACCCGGGCCAUCCCACCGGCUGGGGAACUAGUGCUGGGGUGCCGUAGCUGGGAUGUGGCGCCGGCGAAGUGGGGAGCAGGGGGGGCAGAGCUCUAUCUGUUCCGCAUAUGGGAUGAUGUGCGCAAGCAUUUGGCCUGCGAAGACGGCAGCGUGGUUGGCUGGGACUCGCAGGACUGGCAUGUGAUCGGCAUUUCCAGGUUUUCUGAUGACAUGCUCCUCUGCGGCCAAAAACGGGCAAGACGGGAAGCCUUGGCACCCAUCGCUGGGCGGCUCUUCCCCUCACUCAUGCCUGCAACAGCAGUCUCCCCUCCUUCUACAACCAAGCCGCCUGUCAUAUCAGUGGCUUCCGUUGUGACGCCGCCAGAACCUCUUGUUGUGAAAUGCAGCUUCUCUGAGUUCUGUGCUAUAAGAACUGCCUACUACUGGAUGUCUGUCAAUCUGGAAACCUCUGGAAAGAAGAGCGAGGCUCAGAUCAGCGCAUGGCUCUCCCAAGUCUUCAGUAUUUCCACUUGUGUGUCGUCUAAUCACACGAUAAUCAGCACCUCUUCUGACAGAGGUCAGAACACAUGCAAAAAUGAGACAGAGACAGCAGUCAGUCUUUUGGAGGACCUUGAGGUGACAUGCAACACCAAGGUAGACAUAAGUGUGACUAACUGCACAGUCCUGCUGCAGCUGAGUCAGCCGACAGACAACUGCAUGCUCAGACAGGUGCUGCAGGAGAGUAGUCUGGACACUUCCAUCCAGGCUCGUGUGCUGGGUGAAGUGGAGAGAGUGGGUAAGGGGUUGUGCCAGAAUGGGGACACAUUAACAACUGAUGACGGAUAUGUGAGGUGCACUUCCUCUACCUCAUUCUCUGAAGUCUGCUCUUCUGGAGGACCACUGACUGUGACAUGCACCUACAUGGAGACAGCAUACAUUCCAAUGGCGAUGCAUUCACCCAUUAGCCAGCUCUGUAACCGGAAAGAGCAGCAGUAUUGUAACUGCUCAGAUUUCUGCAGAGACACAGCUAUGUACUACCUGCUGGACAUUAACAUUCUCAGUGCAGCUAUCUCAAUCACAGACAUCAGGAAAAUGGUUUCUCAGCUGAGCUCAGCACAACCUUGUAAAAGUCCUGUCACCAUAUGUCAAAGUUUUCACUUAAUAUCUGCAGUCUACCAGGGGGCUCAUCUGGAAUGCCAUGGGACGGACUCUCGCCUAUAUAGCUGCAGGGUGGUUCUGAAACUAUCUCAGCCAGUGGAGAUGUGUUUGGCCAGUGAAGUUAUGUUAUAUCUGCUCAAAGACAGUAAUGACAUUCGCUUCAAUGGCACCAUUACAAGAGCAGCAAUAUGUGGCUGGCCCUCAGGACCUAUGGAUGAUCUUCUGAACUCCACCUUCACCUGGGUCUCUGCAAACCUCAAUGCUUCUCAGAUCUGUGAUAGUCUUAAUCCUGUUAUCUUCUCCUGCAUGGAAGAUGAAAUUCUCGGCGUGUUUUUGAUGGAGAGCUGUAGAAGGCCGACCUCUCCUACUUCUACGACCACAUCCUCACCAGUGACCAUGCACCUGUCCCGUCCUACGGUCACACCAUCGUCCACCCACAACUUCUCCAAUCCCUUCACAACACCCAACCAAUUCACCUCAUCAACUCUUCACAGCACAACCACACACAGCAGCACUAUGAUCACUACACAAAGGCACAGAGUAUCACCAUAUAACACCGCCACGCAGCAGAGAAGAACAACACUAAGCUCUACAGCACAACAGAACACAACAGCUAUUAUGCACAAAACUACCACACAACAAAACAUAACGGAACUACCACUGACUCCUAGAACACAACAAAACACAACAGCUAUUCUGUACCAUACUACCACACAACAAAACACAACAGCGCUACCACUGACUGCUACAGCACUGCAAAACACAACAGCAUUUCCACUGUCUGCUACCUCACAACAGAACACAACAGCUGUUCUGCACAAUAUUAACACACAACAAAGUACAACAGCAAUUCCACUGACUGCUACCAGACAACAUAAUGCAACAGCUAUUCUGCUCAAUACCACUACCCAACAAAACACAACAGCACUACCCCUGACUACUACCACACAACAGAACAUAACAGCUACUCUGCAUAAUGUUACUACACAACAAAACACAACAACACUAACACUGACUGCUACCACACAACAGAACACAACAGCUAUUCUCCUCAAUACUACUAAACAACAAUACACAACAGUACUACCACUGACGGCUACAACACAACAUAAUGCAACAGCUAUUCUGCUGAAUACUACUAAACAACAAUACAAAACAGCACUACCACUGACGGCUACAACACAACAGAACACAACAGCUAUUCUCCCCAAUACUACCACACAACAAAACACAACAGCAGUUCCACUGACUGCUACCAAACAACAAAACACAACAGCAGUUCCACUGACUGCUACCACACAACAAAAUGCAACAGAUAUUCUCCACAAUACUACUACACAACAAAACACAACAGCACUACCCCUUACUGCUACCACACAACAGAACACAAAAGCUAUUAUGCUCAAUACUACCACACAACAAAACACAACAGCACUACCACUGACUGCUACAACACAACAAAAUGCAACAGUGAUUCUGCUCAAUACUACUAAACAACAAUACACAACAGCACUACCACUGACUGCUACCACACAACAAAAUGCAACAGAUAUUCUGCUCAAUACUAUUACAAAACAAAACACAACAGCACUUCCACUGACUGCUACUACACAACAAAACACAACAGCACUACCACUGACUGCUACCACACAACAGAAUACAACAGCUAUUCUGCUCAAUACUACUAAACAACAAUACACAACAGCACUACCACUGAAUGCUUUACCACAACAGAACACAACAGCUAUUCUCCCCAAUACUACCACACAACAAAACACAACAGCAGUUCCACUGACUGCUACCACACAACAUAAUGCAACAGCUAUUCUACUCAAUACUACUACACACCAAAACACCACAGCAAUGCCCCUUACUGCUACCAGACAACAGAACACAAAAGCUAUUACGCUCAAUACUACCACACAACAAAACACAACAGCACAACCACUGACUGCUACAACACAACAGAAUGCAACAGCGAUUCUGCUCAAUACUACUAAACAACAACAAACAACAGCACUACCACUGACUGCUUCACCACAACAGAACACAACAGCUAUUCUGCUCAAUAUUACCACACAACAAAACACAACUGCAGUUCCACUGACUGCUACCACACAACAAAAUGCAACAGAUAUUAUCCUCAAUACUACUACACAACAGAACACAACAGCUAUUCUCCCCAAUACUACCACACAACAAAACACAACAGCAGUUCCACUGACUGCUACCACGCAACAUAAUGCAACAGCUAUUCUACUCAAUACUACUACACACCAAAACACCACAGCAAUGCCCCUUACUGCUACCAGACAACAGAACACAAAAGCUAUUACGCUCAAUACUACCACACAACAAAACACAACAGCACAACCACUGACUGCUACAACACAACAGAAUGCAACAGCGAUUCUGCUCAAUACUACUAAACAACAACAAACAACAGCACUACCACUGACUGCUUCACCACAACAGAACACAACAGCUAUUCUGCUCAAUAUUACCACACAACAAAACACAACUGCAGUUCCACUGACUGCUACCACACAACAAAAUGCAACAGAUAUUAUCCUCAAUACUACUACACAACAGAACACAACAGCACUUCCUCUGUCUGCUACAACACAACAAUACACAGCAGCAGUUCCGCUGACUGCUACCACGCAACAAAAUGCAACAGCUUUUCUGCUCAAUACUACCGUACAACAAAACACAACAGCACUACCACCAUCUGCUACAGCACAACAGAACGUAACAGCUAUUUUGCACAAUAUUACCACACAACAAAACACAACGGCACUUCCACUGACUGUGACAACACAACAGAACACAACAGCUAUUCUGCUCAAUACUACUGCUGUAACACAACAAAACACAACAGCACUUCCACUGACUGCUACCACACAACAGAGCACAAGAGAUAUUCUGCUCAGCACUUCCACACAACAAAACACAACGGCACUUCCACUGACUGCGACAACACAACAGAACACAACAGCUAUUCUGCUCAAUACUACUGCUGCAACACAACAAAACACAACAGCACUUCCACUGACUGCUACCACACAACAGAGCACAAGAGAUAUUCUGCUCAGCACUUCCACCCAACAAAACACAACAGUUAAUCAGCUCGAUACUACCACACAGCAAAACACAACAGCACUUCCACUGACUGCUACCACACAAGAGAGCACAAGAGAUAUUCUGCUCAGCACUUCCACGCAACAAAACACAACAGUUAAUCAGCUCAAUACUACCACACAGCAAAACACAACAGCACUACCACUGACUACUACAACGCAACAGAACACAACAGCUAUUUUGUUGAAGACUGCAGCACCAAAUACUACAUAUCAUACACUAUAUGUGACAGAAUAUAACACAACAACUAUUCCACUGAACACAAGAUUGCAGCCUAAUACAACAUCUCUUCCUCAAAAUAUUACGUCAGUGAACACAACCAGUUUUCAGAUGAGCACGACACAAGCUAAUAUAACAGGUUUUCCACAAAUGACCGUAAUACCAUACAAUACAACAACAUAUAUCAUAACUGUUCCGCAAAACAAAACGCAGCAUAAUACAACAUCACUUCUGCUAAUAUUGACAACACAGCAAAAUACAACAGCUCAACCAGUAAGUCCAACAACACUAUACAAUACAAAAUAUAUUCCACAGCAGAACACAACUCCAUACAAUAUAACAACUCUUCCUCCAAAUACAGUCCAACAUACUACUGCUGUUCUGGCAACCAUGACAGAACAACACAAUGCAACAUCUCUUCCAGUAAAUAUAACAAUGCCAUGGAAUAUAUCUAGUUUACCAAACACAAAAAUACAACCUAAGACAAUAGCCCUUACAGAAACCACAACACAGUAUAAUAUGACAGUCCAUCCCAUUGAAAUAACAGUACACCAAAAUGAAACAAUUACAGCAUCUUUACCAAAGGCAACAACCCAACAGAGCACAGCUUCUCUCCAAGUGAAAGCAACCACCAAAGUAUCUGUGGCAAACACUCAGUCAAACAUGAGGACAUAUGGAGCAGGUCUGACAACACCUCACUCAGUCAACCAAACAAGGACACAGACCACCACAAUUAUGUCCCCCAGCACCAACAGCAAAUCCACUAGAACAAACACAACUGCAAAUUUCACCAACCCCAUAGUCAUUCCCCCUGUCUUGCCCACUGUGGCCCCUUUGACUAUCUCCACAACAGAUGAUGCCACCAUGGAAUUUACCACAGUAACCAUGACGACUGCAAGUGAGGAGACUCAGGCUGACAAGCUCCUGGAGCAGACGAGGAACAUCUCUGCACUGAACUCUUCUCAGGUGGAGCAGGUGGUUUCCAGACUGGAGGAUCUGCUCUCCGGGCCCAAUGUCACCCUGGCACUGGGCCAUAAGCUACUUGACAUUGUCAGUAAUCUACUCAAUGCCUCGGCCAACACCCUGGCUGCCUCCUCCUCUAGGAUCAUCAGGGCAGUAGAAACACUGGGGUUGAAGCUGGUAGUGCAGAGCAGGACCACAACAAUCUCAUCUGAUUCCCUUGCUCUGGCCGUGAGGAAGGUGGACGGAGACAGUUUUGAGGAGAUGUCCUUUUCCAUUACUGACCCUAACAACCUUCAGAUUGGUGUCCGUGGUGAGCAGAGAGCUCGAAGGAGGACAGGGAACCUGAGGGCCCCUACACUGGGCACAAUCACCCUACCUGCCUCCUUAACUAUUAAUCUGACUGUCCAAGAACAGCUGCUAGCCUCCAGGGUCCAGUUCAUCUUUUACCAGAAAACCACUGUGUUCCAGGACAAUGCCCUUGGCAACAGAAGCCUCAACAGUGGUGUCUUGGCUACGAGUGUGGCCAACCUGUCAAUCAGUGGACUAAGGGACAAUGUUGUCUUCACCCUGCAAAACAACAAACCCAUACAGGGGAACUUUGUUGCCAGCUGCGUCUUUUGGGAUCUCAACCGAAAUGAGAGAUCAGGAGGCUGGAGCAGUGAUGGCUGCACUGUUGAGAACAUGACGGACGAAGAGACCAUCUGCAGCUGCAACCAUCUCACCAGCUUCGCUGUGCUAUUGGACCUUUCUAGAGAGGGCAUUACUGACCGUCUGCAAGCCAUCAUCCAAACCUUCAUUACUUUCAUUGGCUGUGGUAUCUCUGCUAUCUUUCUGUCCAUUACUGUUCUCACCUACCUGGCCUUUGAGAAAUUACGGAGGGACAUUCCUUCCAAGAUCUUGAUCCAACUGUGUACAGCCCUGCUGCUGCUGAAUCUGACCUUCCUGCUAGACUCAUGGCUGGCCCUGUACUCAGACGCCAUGGGCCUCUGCAUCUCCACCGCUUUCUUCUUGCACUACUUCCUGCUUGUGUCCUUCACCUGGAUGGGGCUGGAGGCCUUCCACAUGUACCUGGCUAUCGUCAAGGUCUUCAACUCCUACAUGUCCAGAUACAUGCUCAAGUUCUCCCUUUUCGGCUGGGGCGUCCCUCUAAUUGUGGUCAUAGUUGUGAUUGCAAUCAACAAAGACAAUUAUGGCCUCAUUUCCUAUGGAAAGUAUACUGAUGGAUCAACAGAUGAAUUUUGCUGGAUCAAGAACGACGUGGCCUUCUACGUGGCAGUUGUGGCUUAUUUCUGCCUGGUGUUUGUGGUCAACCUGGCCAUGUUUGUGGUUGUGAUGGUGCAGCUAAGCCGGAUCAAACAGCAGAACCCCCAUAAUUCCCAGCAUCGUAAUGGGCUGCAGGAGUUGCGAAGUGUGGCUGGACUCACCUUCCUCCUUGGCCUGACCUGGGGCUUCGCAUUCUUUGCCUGGGGGCCUGUAAACCUGGCCUUCAUGUAUCUGUUCGCCAUCUUAAACUCCCUUCAAGGAUUCUUCAUUUUCGUCUUCCACUGUGCCCUAAAGGACAAUGUGCGUAGGCAAUGGCGGGCAUACUUGUGCUGUGGGAGACUGCAGCUGCCAGAGAGCACAGAAUGGAGCCUUUCUACAGUCCAGGCCAACAACAAGAAAGACUCCGUGUUCACUGGCACCUCUUUCCAGACCUCCGGUUCCAAUCUGUCCAGCAGCACCUCCUUCAGGACCAAUGAGAGUACCGAGCUGCCCAGCCCUACCAGUGUUGUGUCUGAGGACAGUGUGUUCACUUCAUCACAGGAGCCAAAUGGGGAUGUGGUUUUCAACAGCAGGCAGAGGGCACAAAGACCUCUGUGAAUUCUGGGAAAAAAUGUGAACUCUAUCCAGGCCGUUAUGGUAUCCACAAAACAAAUUAAGGAUUUAUUUGUAUAGAAAGUGUCAGGAAGUAGAGAAAAAUUCUCAGAGCUAACCCAUAAUACACUCAUAUGUGCCAUCUCAUUCCUUUCAUUAGAAACAAUGUUACAUUUGUCUGAAGUUAGGAGUUUUUUUCAGAACUUCUAAAAAACUCUGUUUUCCAUCUUUUACAGCACAAGGCCUAACUUUUGGAAAAAAGAGGACAUAGAGGAUUCUGGGAAUCAAGAGGGCAGAUAAAUCUGGAGUAAACUACCCCUACACUGUCAUAAGAAGAGGUGUGGUCCUCACCCUUUUGGAAAUGCAUCACUGUGAUGUCAUAUUUACAGAGGAAUAUCAUUAUGGGUUUUUUGUUUAUUUUCAAUAUCUUAAUUGUCACUGUUUAUAUUUACGUUUGUUCGUCAUACAAGAGAAAAUAUUCUUGUUUUUUUGUUUUGUUUUUUGAAGGACUGAGUGCAGUUAAUUCUCCUGAGGUUGAAAGUGCCUUUAAUUGUUAUUUUUCUUUUCAAUUCUACUGUUGUGGACUGUCAAAUUGAACUUGUUUACAAAGCUUAGACAAGAUUCAAAAGUAAUGGCUGAACAGUGGCAUUUGAUCCUGGUUUUGGAAUGUAGAAGCCACAUGAUAAAAACACAUAUGUUACAGAGUGGCACGGAGGGCACUCUGUAGGUGCAGUGGUCAGUUUUGUUAAUAUAAAUCAUUGGUUCCUACAAGGCAGUGUGAACUGUGCAUGAUAAUUUAUAUAUAUAUAUUUAUGUCCACAUGUGAAGCUCAGAUUUAAAAAUUGACCAGAAGGCAGAUACUCAUUUACGAUGUUCUAUUGACCAAGGAAAUUUGACAGGAUUUUUCUCUUCUCUGUGCAGUGUACAAUUUCAAUGGUUCACACUAUUCUGUGAGCAGUGUAUGAUUUCCUUAGUUUACAUUCCUUGUGCAGGGUGUAAGAGCACUAGGUUAUGCUCUCCUUUGUACAGGGAUCACUAGAUUAUGCUCUCCUUUGUGUAGGGAUCACUAGAUUAUGCUCUCCUUUGUGCACGGUGUAACAUCACUAGAUUAUGCUCUCCUCUAUGGAUAUAUGUUUACAUUUCUGUCUCAGCAGGCCUUGAUGCUUAUUUUGAAGAAAAGUAAAGAAAGAUUACUUUUUCCACA
Anguilla rostrata (American eel) is the source of this 9259-nucleotide messenger RNA. RefSeq names its product adhesion G protein-coupled receptor G2a (gene adgrg2a). Gene Ontology annotation, molecular function: G protein-coupled receptor activity. The transcript is spliced from 35 exons. The record is from RefSeq and is a predicted model, not a curated record. Gene Ontology annotation, biological process: adenylate cyclase-activating G protein-coupled receptor signaling pathway; cell surface receptor signaling pathway. Gene Ontology annotation, cellular component: plasma membrane. Bases 280 to 8061 code for a protein of 2593 amino acids. NCBI's taxonomy places the organism in Eukaryota, Metazoa, Chordata, Actinopteri, Anguilliformes, Anguillidae.